CCUGAUAUGUUUACCUAAGACUCGAAUAAAUCGCGAUUGGUAUUCACCUCAAUCUCCGAGUCUCAAAUUCAAAUUUAUAACUCAGCAGGGGUUGUUAUUUGUGGCGUCCACCCUGUGACGACGCGCUAUUUGUUAGAAUUCCAGGACCAGCUAUAUAAACUCGAAUGAAUCCCUAGCAAUCCAUUGUUCUUGCAGUCGUGUGUUCCAGUAAGUCAUCACCCAUGUCGAAGUUAUCAGUCUUUACCUUUGCCGCUAUUUUUAUUAUUUUGUACUUCAAAAGUGUAGCGAGUGCCGAAGUCGAUGAAAAAAGGAAAGACGAGGCAGCCAAAUAUUCGCCUUUCUGGUUCGGACCCCGGAUUGGUAGGAGGAAGAGAAACCUUAUAGACGAAUCCUACGAAAAUGCUGAUAAUGAGAAUGUUGAAGAACUUCUGGAUUUCAUCAGGAAAAGCCCAUGGACGAUUAUGCUGUUCAAUCAUGGUCGGGGACAUAUUGUGAAUUACAAUCCCAAGUUUAGCAAGGAGUCUCCAGAUGGCAUCAACGAAGCAGAUUUAACUGAAGUCGUCGAGAGAUCCAUGUUUGCUCCUAGACUGGGGCGUUCUAUGUUCGCUCCUAGAUUAGGCAGGGCCAUGUUUGCUCCUAGAUUAGGAAGAGCAGAGGGCGAAAUGGAACUUGAAUAAGAAUAUAUAUACAUAUAUUAAGACACUUGGAGUAAUAAACGUUGCAAUUUCUAGUUCCUAAUAAAUUAUUUCCGCUA
This is a messenger RNA of Leptinotarsa decemlineata (Colorado potato beetle), 754 nucleotides long. RefSeq lists its product as uncharacterized. The record is from RefSeq and is a predicted model, not a curated record. NCBI's taxonomy places the organism in Eukaryota, Metazoa, Arthropoda, Insecta, Coleoptera, Chrysomelidae.